AUGACGAAGAAGAUUGCACUUAUCAGUAAAAGUUACUUGUCUGGUAUUGAAACUUUGAGUGGAACUAAUUUUAAGAAAUGGAAGGAACAAAUUGGAAUUGUUUUGGGAAUUAUGGAUUUAGACUAUGCAUUAAGAGAGCCAGCUCCUACAAAGCCUAAUGAUACAAGUUCUAAGGAACACAUGGCUUUAUAUGAAAAAUGGGAACUCUUUAAUCGCUUAAGUCUAAUGAUUAUGAAAGGCUCAAUUACGCUUGCAAUUCAAGGAGCGAUUCUUGUUUCUGAAAGUGUAGUGAGCUAUAUGAAAUCUAUUGAUGAACAAUUCAUUGGAACCUCCAAAUCCCUUGCUAGUACUCUCAUGAUUAAAAUGAUGACAAUGAAAUAUGAUGGUGUGGUGUUCGUGAACAUAUCUUAA
Molecule: messenger RNA, 411 nt
Organism: Camellia sinensis
Lineage: Eukaryota; Viridiplantae; Streptophyta; Magnoliopsida; Ericales; Theaceae
Source: RefSeq, a predicted model, not a curated record